Messenger RNA from Chlamydomonas reinhardtii, 4107 nucleotides. RefSeq lists its product as uncharacterized. The transcript has 10 exons. NCBI's taxonomy places the organism in Eukaryota, Viridiplantae, Chlorophyta, Chlorophyceae, Chlamydomonadales, Chlamydomonadaceae. Gene Ontology annotation, biological process: rRNA (guanine-N7)-methylation. Bases 462 to 1334 code for a protein of 290 amino acids. The record is from RefSeq and is a predicted model, not a curated record. Gene Ontology annotation, molecular function: rRNA (guanine) methyltransferase activity. Gene Ontology annotation, cellular component: nucleolus.
CUAGUGUAAGUAGCAUAACGCUGUAAUCAAGGCCCCAGCGGGGCAGUGGACUUUCCUUCUUACGCCUGACGCUGCUCCUUUCCGGCCCGAAAUGAGCGCACAAAAGUCAGCAGGCGUCAAGGAGGUGCUUCCAAAAGCCGGCCUCGUCGUUAGCGAGAAGGGCAACCUGACCGAAAUUCUGUGCAAGCCCAAGCUCAUGCCGCUCAAGUCAAUUACUCUGCAAAAGCUAGAGGAGAUGGAAGCCAAGAUUUCUGAGGUUACAAAACAGCAGCAGGCAGCACGCCUGGGCACAGCUGCUGGACCUCGGCCGGGCACUGCGACCAACAACGGCGGCUUUACUGCCUUCUAGAUAAUUAGUUCUAGUCGCUUCUCUAGCAGACUUGGCGCCUGUGCUGGUCCACGCCAGCAGCCGAUAGCCGAAGGGCCCUGGGCGGCGCAACUUACGUCGAGCGGUCGCAGCCAUGGGGAAAGGCGAACGCCCGGAGCAUAUGGCUCCGCCCGACAUCUUCUACAACGAGGACGAGGCGCGCAAAUACACAACAAACAGCCGCAUGAUCAACAUCCAGUCCACACUCACGGAGCGAGCGCUGGAGCUGCUGGCGCUGCCACAGGACGGCCUACCUCGUCUGCUUCUUGACCUGGGCUGCGGCAGCGGCCUGAGCGGCGAGGCGCUGAGCGAGGCGGGCCAGGUGUGGGUGGGGCUGGACAUCAGCGCGGCCAUGCUGGAUGUGGCGCACGAGCGGGAGGUGGAGGGCGACCUGGUGCUGGGCGACCUGGGCCACGGCCUGCCGCUGCGGCCCGGCUCCUUCGACGGCGCCAUCUCCAUCUCGGCCGUGCAGUGGCUGUGCAACGCGGACCGGGCGGGGCACGACCCGCGCAAGCGCAUGAAGCGCUUCUUUGAGACGCUGUACAUGUCGCUGCGGCGGGGCGCGCGGGCGGUGCUGCAGAUCUACCCCGAGAACCACAAGCAGGCGGAGAUGCUGGUGGCAGCGGCAAUGAAGGUGGGCUUCUCCGGCGGCCUGGUGGUGGACUACCCGCACUCCACCCGCGCCAAGAAGUACUUCCUGGUGCUCAUGGUGGGCACGUCCAUCUCGGUGCCCACCGCCAAGGGCCUGGACGGCGGUGAGCCUGAGGACGAGGAGGAGGAGGCGGCGGCGGAGCACGUGCAGGUGGCGGGCCGCGACCGCAACAAGCGGCGGCGCACGGGCAGCGGCAAGGGCGACGGCAAGGGGCGGGAGUGGGUGCUGCGCAAGAAGGAGCAGAUGCGCAAGAAGGGCUACGACAUAGCGCCCGACUCCAAGUACACAGCGCGCAAGCGGAAGCGCGUCGUCUGAGGCGCAAGCGGAGGCGGAUUGUGCGAGGCGGCGGGCCCAGUGGCCGCAACCUCCUGCACCGUGCCUGGGAGGGCUUGGGUUGUGUGCGGUGGAGUGAAAGCAGGGGCACAGGGGCGGCGGGCGGCAGAGUAUCUGGAGGGGCGUGGGCAGGCCGUGGAGUUGGUGCAAAGCAAGGGCUGCGGAUGGCAUGGCGGGUGCCAGGCCACAGGAUCUGCAUGCAGCAGCUGCAGCGAGUGUGUGUGUGUCGUGCAGCGGAUUUUGCAAGUUGCAAGGGCUUCACACGCGCACAUGCAGCGGCAGCCGACAUGGGGUUUGCAACAUGGGCGCUGGAGAAGGCCCUCCAGUGCCGGGCCGCUGCGGCAUGCGGCGGGGCUCUGGAGCGCACACAGGCAGCAGCUUGCGGGGGCCAGGAGCCGAGCAGUGGUUGCACGCCUAGUGUGUGCGCAUGGCUGGCUGGGUGUGGCAGAUACAUCGGUGACCGGUAUGCUUCUCUGGUAUGCCUCUCUGGUAGGGAAUGGUUGGUACGGCAUGGCUGCGGACGUUGUCAGUGCCAACUGAGUAACGGAGCGGGUGUUGGUGGGAUGCUGCUCCGAGGUAAGGGUAUGUGGUGGGAGCUACCUUACCCGCAGCAGCGGGUUACGGGUGGUGGGCACGGCGCGGGACACGAGCAUGGCGUGGAGAGGCGGGUAUCAAGGAGUUGAUAAACUCCAGACGUUGAAUGCUUGGUUGGCAGGCCGGCGGCACCGCCACACAGCCCAACGGUCGCACCAGCCAGUCCCAAGGGUCGUAUCUUGUUUUUGGAGCACCGGCCAGCGCACACCUGCUGUGCUUGGGACUUGCAGCGGCCCAUGAAAGCCAUCAGCCCGCUAGGGCCUUCUCUUGUUAAACUACAUCGUCCGGAGGGCGGGCCACGCACCAACGCUGCCGCGGAGGCGCUCGGCGUGGACGGGGACGAGCUCGGCGACCUUCUUUUUACGCUGUCGGAACUAUCGGAGGGGCAGCUCGAAUUCUUUCCGAUAGGCGCUGACAAUAAGGCAAUCGUUGCGUUGCGCAGUCUGCGAGAGGACCCAAACGCAACGAUUGCCUUAUUGCCAGCGGCUAUUGGAAAGAAUUUGAGCUGCUCCUCCGAUAGUUUCGACAGCGUAAAGAGAAGGUCGCCGAGCUCGUCCCCGUCCACGCCGAGCGCCUCCGCGGCAGCGUUGAAAGCCGCCACCUCCUUUUUGCUAACCAUAUCCGCUCAUGCAGUGGCACAACAAGGUCUGAAGGACGGCUACACGCUGUAUGCCGAGGCAGGGUUUACAUGCUACCGAAGUUGCGGAAAGCGGUGUUGCCACGCUGAAACCGAUUCACAGAGUUGAGUGCUUGGGCUCAGUCCAGCAAUGCGCAAAUGUGUAUCUGUCUUAGCGCUGUCUGACGGGGGAUGGGGACUGCGGCAUCAUUUGCGGGGCAAGCAACCACAAUUCAUGGUGCACUGCAUGCCUUGCUCUUGUCGGUGCCACUUACCGGUGCUCUCUUGUUACCUUCCGCGCGCAGGCCGCGUGCGCUAGACUCAGACUGUUCCGCAAGCAUGCACGGCGGGCCAGUACAGUGGCGGUUGCGGAUGUCACGCGAUACCGUGUGCUGGCGUACGUGUGAUGUGCCCCGCUGGUUCUAAGGUCUGCUUGUAGCCCCUUGCUCGACGGCUAGCAGAACAGGCGGGUCGUGUGGCUCAGGAUGCCUCUCACGAAUAUUGUUUACACGUUGUAGCCUUCAGGCGGCUUCUGUGUACCGGUGGUCAGAUGUUCUGGAAUCGCUAAGUGAUAAAUCAAGUAGCUCAAACUCUGACAAGCAGGUUUGAGCUACGGCGCCCACUAAAAGGGCCGCCAGCGCGCCCAUGCCGCAGCUCCGGGGCGCUACUGGUCUGACUUACGAACGUCCACGAACCCACACGAUGCUCAGCAACGCCGUGUUGCUAACAGGUAAUUCAUCCCAUCUUGUACCGUUCUAACACGGAAACGCGUGGAGAUACGCCCAGAUCACGCAACACGCUGACGUGGGAAGUGACACACGUCCUAACACAAAACCCGCCACCUAGUUCCGAGUCAGGGUUUUGUCCCUCUAAGUGGCAAUCAUGCUAAGUAAUGCGUGCAAACACCAUGCGGUGACACGGCAUGCACGGUCACACGCCAGGGCGUGACAGCUGUCACGCGAUACCGUGUGCUGGCGUAUGUAUUAUAAGUUUUUUUAUAAUAUCGUGUGACAGGUGUCACGUGAUUUCGGGGUUUUUUUUCUUUUUUUUCCACAUAUGACAGCUGUCAUGUGAUGGCGAGGUGCUGCUUUGACGGAUUGUGAAAGUGGGGAGGGGGGAGGGGUGUGUGUGUGUGUUGCAAUGCGAGUGAAUGUGGCGAGGGAUAGUGCCGGGAAAGCUGCCUAACGUCAGGGUUAGGGUUGUUGCGGCUGUCGGGUUUAGGGCAGUGUCAGUGCGGAACGGGUGCCUCCCGGGCUCCGGACGGUAGAAGGCUGAGUCAUUGCUAGUCUUAUUCUGCGGUGCUUUACGGGUGUGAAGUACGUUGGAACGCAGUUUGUAGAUGCCGUUAUGACGUGGCUAAGGAUUUGCGUAUCCGGAUGAGGCGAUUCCCCCUUGGGGCGCCGUUGUUUGUGUGGUCACUAGCUCGAGACGACUUGUUCUGUCUCGAGCUCUCUGGUACGGCUUGCUGGUUAGCGAUUUCACAGACAGAACCCCGCUGCGCCUAUACACGGCCGGUGGUAAUACGCGUUUAACCAACAAGAGGUC